AUAGCCGAAGCCUGGGCAGAGCUGCAGCCUGCCACCAUGAAUGGUGCCUGGAGGAAGCUCUGGCCCGAGUGUGUCCCCCCUGGCACCCCCGAGCCUGACACCGUGCCUCAGCUCCGUCGCAGCAUUGUUGCACUAGCCAGCCAUGUGGGCCUUGGAGAUGCAGCUGAGGCCGAUGUCGCCAGCCUCCUGCAGGCCCAUGGGGAGCCCCCACCCCACGGCAGCCCCCAGGAUGCAGAGGAUGGGGACAUCAGCGGCUCUGGGUUGCCCUGGGAGGCAGGGAAAGGCUCGGUCUCCAGAAAACCAGAGCCAGAUUUCACAGAGGCUGUGGUGGGUGCGGGGACCGAGGAAGCUGAUGUGGGUGCUCUGAGCACCGAGCACCUGGCCCAGGCCCUGUCUCACUUUGCUGCUGGUUUACGGGUCCUCAUGGAGAAUGAUCCAAACCGGGAACGCAGCCUCCGGGUGUCCCGGGGUGUCCACUGUGCCCUUGCCCGCCUCCGGGAGCUGCACCGGGAAAGGAGGCGACAGGCCCGGGCAGCUGUAUCCUUAGGGGGCCCCACGGCAGUGGCAACAAGGGAUUUGGCAGGAAACCUGCCCUUGCCCCAAGUGGGGCCCAUAGAGGGUGGGGAUGUGGCUAAGGGCACAGGUCAUGAAGGUCAGACCUCUGGCUGUCCUGUAUGAUUUGGGGCUUGGGCUUGACCUCACGUGAUUCUCUCUAACGAUGUUUUGUUUCUGGAGGUCAGCUACUGCUACUUCUCC
Messenger RNA from Odobenus rosmarus divergens (Pacific walrus), 756 nucleotides. RefSeq lists its product as uncharacterized. Bases 37 to 678 code for a protein of 213 amino acids. The record is from RefSeq and is a predicted model, not a curated record. The transcript has a single exon. NCBI's taxonomy places the organism in Eukaryota, Metazoa, Chordata, Mammalia, Carnivora, Odobenidae.